This is a messenger RNA of Rhodamnia argentea, 974 nucleotides long. Its product is annotated as PLAT domain-containing protein 2-like. NCBI's taxonomy places the organism in Eukaryota, Viridiplantae, Streptophyta, Magnoliopsida, Myrtales, Myrtaceae. Gene Ontology annotation, molecular function: protein binding. The record is from RefSeq and is a predicted model, not a curated record. The transcript has 2 exons. Bases 187 to 900 code for a protein of 237 amino acids.
AAUGCGGGCAUGAGUUUGGACUUGACCGUUUGAAUCCCUUGCUAAUUGUGAUGUGGUGAUUAGAGGAGACAAUGUUAGAGCAGAAAGCUGCUUGCUCGACACUUGUGCGCACCAUCCUAACCGCAAAGGUUUUAAUCAGUCAAAAUCACAAAACGGAAGGCGCGGUUCCAGUUCAAUGUUCCAAGUAUGUGCCCCUCAAAACUUUCCGUAGUACAAAUGACAACAAAUCAAAGAACGCGUUAUAUAGAUAGUCAUCUCCCAGGAGGAGGCACAUGUAUCCGCUUGUCUUGUGGAUUUACAUGCAUUGAAGUGGCUUUACAAGUAGAGUUGCCUGUUCUGUUCACCAAAAUGACGACGGUUCGACGCCUCCUAUCCCUCGUCAUCUGCUCCGUCGUCCUCUCGGCAGCCACAGGAGAGACCACUAACAACUGUGUAUACACCAUCUACGUGAGGACGGGUUCGGGGAUCAAGGCUGGGACCGACUCCAAGAUCAGCCUGAUACUCGGUGACCUGUCGGGGCGAUCGGUCUGGGUCCCGGAUCUAGAGUCCUGGGGCUUGAUGGAACCGUCCCAUGACUACUAUGAGCGCGGCAACCUCGAUAUCUUCAGUGUGCUUGGGCCCUGCAUUGGCCCGCCGCUGUGCUGGCUUAAUCUUACCUCGGACGGGUCGGGGGCGCACUCCGGUUGGUACUGUGAUUACGUGGAGGUCACUUCCGCCGGGCCUCGUAAGCCCUGCGGUCAUACCAACUUCCGCGUCGAUCAGUGGUUGGCCAUUGAUGUUCCGCCCUUCAAGUUGACCGCGGUGAUCAACGGGUGCGAGAAGGAUGAUGCGCAUCCAGCGCGGCGUAGCAAGGGUGGGGCUCCUGUUAUGGGGAAUCCAAGAUCGAUUGCUCGAGAAUGAUUGAGAAAAACUGUGAAUCACAAUUUUGGUUUACCUUCUUUCUCCGAUAUCGAUUUGUUUUCACUUCACUUCUC